Molecule: messenger RNA, 868 nt
Organism: Spinacia oleracea (spinach)
Lineage: Eukaryota; Viridiplantae; Streptophyta; Magnoliopsida; Caryophyllales; Amaranthaceae
Product: protein SOB FIVE-LIKE 1
Exons: 1
Coding region: 277-702 (141 amino acids)
Biological process (GO): cytokinin biosynthetic process
Source: RefSeq, a predicted model, not a curated record
AAAGCCUUUUAUGGGGACGCAUGUGUGUUAAAGAUUGAUAACGAGUAGCUAUUUGCUGUUUUGUUUCUUCUUUUUUUGCCUUUUAAACAACUAUUUAACUCAACGUAUUAAGGUAAGCCAUAUCAUCAUUAUAACGAUACUUAUAUUUAAGUGGUCGUUUAUUGUAAAAGAGUAGUAUAUAUUUGGAUAGGUUAAAAUUAACUCUUAACACCCUCCGUUUUCCCUCUCCUUCAAAGUCUCCUUUUUUUCUCUCCUCUAAAUUCUGGUAUUGUGAAAAUGGAAGAAUGUAGUAGUAACGAGUCGGGUUGGACCAAGUAUAUCGACCCGAGUCCGAGCGAGAGUUACAACUACAAUAGCGGGGUUGAAGAUGACGACGACGGUGUUCGUUGUCGUCAAUCAACUUACGGUUAUAAGAAAAAGAAAAACAAAAACAAGGAUGACGUUAAUGAUGAUGAAGAUGAUGACUCCUUUGCUUCGGAUGCGUCAUCGGGUCCGGGUCAUUACCACGAUAUCGUCGAAGCUGAAAACAACCAACAUCAUCAUCAACAACAACUACAAGGGAAGAAAUCUAGCAAAGAAGGGAAGGAGAGAAAGGAAACAAAGAAUAACAAUAAUGCUGCAAAAUAUGGUAAUAGGAAAGGAAAGGAGAUUACAAAUAAACCAACUAGUACUUCUUUUGUUUUGAAAACAAAGAAAAGGUAACAAAUUUACCAAAUUAGUUACUUUUUACUUGUUAGAUUAGGUAAUUUAAAUCUAGGCAGGGGGGAUUGGUAACAAAAUGAAGGGUAAUAGAGUAAUUAAGAUCAAAUAUGUUGGGAACUUAUUCUUUGCAAUUAAUAAUUAAGUUUUAUUUUUCUCAAAAUUUUAA